AUGGCCGACACCAACCCUCAAGCCCACAAAAAACCAGUCACUUGUCCUACUUGCGAAAAGGUUUUGAGCAAUAGUAGACAAUUGAGGAAACAUCGGAAACGCAUACACAAACGUCGCAAGACUAAGGACGCUGGAAAAACUCCCGCUACGACCGUUACUCCCGCUAAGACCUUUACAUGUAUUUUCUGUUUCGCAUCCUUCAACGCCCUGGAUGAAUUGUGCCGUCAUCUCGAUACUCAGCACAGUUUCGUUUGCAAAUUUUGCAAAGCGCAAUUCGGAGAGGAAAAGAUGCUAGAGAUACAUCAGCAGGACAGCGAUCACGAAUCGAACGCCCCCGAAACAAGCAAGCAUGAGAAUGAUGGCGUUGAUGGUCCCGGGAGCCGAGAACCAGAUUCCUCGACAACUGGUCUUAAAGCCAGCAAGAUCCGGGGCUGGCCAGAAUACGGAGAACCACCAGGGCGUCUCAAAUGUCCGGGUCGGCGCUUCUGCAGCUGCCGCCGAUUGUUCAAAAGAGGUUCUGAAGUUUUAGACCACCUGGAGAAAGGGAACUGCGAUGGUCUGCGCUCUAAAAUACACGACCUAUGCUGCCUGUUUUGCCGAGACAAGGGCAUGGGGCGAGAGGGCCGUCGUGUCUUUGACAAAAAGGCAGGCGGUAUCUACCGGUGUCCUGUAUGCAAAAAAGCAGGAUCAAAACUCAGCUACCUUUUUAAGCAUGCCGAGAGUAAUACUUGUAGUCUGAAGGUCCGCACAGGACCUCUUUCGCAAGUAGUUGACACGCUUAUGCAACAUAUCAAAAACGAAUAUGAAGACGAUGAGUACUUGGAGAUGGAGGACAGGAUGAUGUAUGGGGGAGAUUAUUUUCCCGAGGACGAAGCGUUGAUGGAAUAUAAGAUGACAGGGGAUGUCAGCGAAAGUCUUUUAAAGGAUCGGUAUUAA
Messenger RNA from Fusarium poae, 936 nucleotides. RefSeq lists its product as uncharacterized. The record is from RefSeq and is a predicted model, not a curated record. Gene Ontology annotation, cellular component: nucleus. Gene Ontology annotation, molecular function: DNA-binding transcription factor activity, RNA polymerase II-specific; sequence-specific DNA binding. Gene Ontology annotation, biological process: regulation of transcription by RNA polymerase II. The transcript has a single exon. Bases 1 to 936 code for a protein of 311 amino acids. NCBI's taxonomy places the organism in Eukaryota, Fungi, Ascomycota, Sordariomycetes, Hypocreales, Nectriaceae.